ACGCACGUUGCUGGCUGGUCAGUGUGUCAGUUCUGUUAUAGACGCUCUGAGGGACUCAGGAUGCUGCGAUUACGGUGCAAGGCCAAGAAUGGGACUCAUCUCAUGCAAGGCCUGACGCACCAAUCCUGUGUUCAGGAGCUGAAAGACAAGGUGGAAGAGCUGACAGGAAUCCCGUGCGACGUGCAAAAGAUUAUGGUGGGCUACCCACCAUCGAGCUUGGAUCUCCGUGACGGAGACGCCCAUCUGAAAGAUUACCCUAUAAAAUCAGGAGACACGCUGAUUGUAGAGGAGGAAAAAAACAAGCCGAAAGUCACAACCCCGAAAACCCUGCUCCUGGACUGUACUCCUGUCCUGGAGCGUCGCACGGUUCCCGCCGACAACUCGUGUCUGUUCACCAGUGUUAAUUACGUGGUCGAAGGAGGUGUGUAUAACGCGGCCUGCGCACCCGACAUGCGCCAGCUCAUCGCCCACAUCGUAGCCAGCGACCCCGCUGCGUACUCCGAGGCCGUGCUGGGGAAAAGCAACGAGGACUACUGUGCUUGGAUCCGCCGCAGCGACACGUGGGGCGGCGCCAUCGAGCUCUCCAUCCUGUCCAAGUUCUACCAGUGCGAGAUCUGCGUGGUCGACACGCAGACGGUUCGCGUGGACCGCUUCGGAGAGGACGCCGGCUACGGCAAGCGCGUACUACUCAUCUACGACGGCAUCCACUACGACCCGCUGCAGAUGCUCGUGCCUGGGACGGACUGCCCGCCUCAGACCAUCUUCUCUACUUCUGACGAUGUCAUCCUGGCGCAGGCGCUCGAGCUGGCCGACGAGGCGCGCCGCAAACGCCAGUACACGGACGUGAACCGAUUCACGCUGCGCUGCAUGACGUGUCAGACUGGUCUGGUGGGACAAAAAGAAGCAAGGGAACACGCCAAGGAGACGGGCCACACCAAUUUCGGCGAGGUUUAAAACCUCACAAAUGUGUCUGUUACCAUGACGUUACAUGUUCUCACAGCUGUGUCUCAGUGCCGUUCUCUACCUCAUGUUGUUCUGAUCCCCCUCCCUUUCAGUAUUGCAGCUAUGGGUAUGGAUAUACUUUGGGUAUUGACGUUCUUAAGUUUGAAGCGUUAAUUUGGUGCGUGUGUGUGUUCACAGUAUUCUAAUAACAUUUCAAAAAAAUUCUUAGUAGCAGUUGAGUCUAAUGAAUCGACUGAGCCUCGAUCCAAACCAAAACUUAAGGGUGCUUUCACACACGCAGUCCGUUUGAAUCGAACCCUGGUGUGAUUUCCUCUUUGGUGCAGUUCGUUUGCGCAGGCGAGGACCAGAACAACGGUCCGAGGGCGUCUGAGUGAGGUGGACUCGCCGUGGUUCCGGUCAAACUCUAGCGGGAUUCGAUCCUGAAACAGGCUGUGCGUUUUGACAUAGAGAUGACAUUUUUUCUGCCUGCGAGCGGCGAAAAUGAACCGAGAGGAGCAAACUGAGCCAAAGGACAGCGCUGUGGUGCUGCAGAAAAUGUGAUGUGUUCUGGAGACGGAUUGAAAGCGCCUCGGUGUUCUCUGUGCUCGGGAGAUUAUUUAUAUAUAUAUAUAUUUUUUACGCAGACUUAGCAAAGGGCUUGCUUAAUUUAUUCCAUUACACAUGACGUUUUAGCCCUAAAACCUCCCUCCGCCAAUUCCCAGGUAUCCAUUUCACUCUGAUUCGGACUCGGACCAGAUGACCGCCAGCGAUCCCAUCACUCUCGUCAUCUCGUAAACGUCCGACUAGUCAAGCCAAGUCUCUGCUCUAAGAACAGUUCAGUCUGCAUUGUAUUCUGGGAUUUUUGCACCAACAAAUUACCACCAGAAUCACGAAACUCUUCCCAAGUAUGUCACGUUUGCUGUGUUUCAGGGUGAAACGGUGCAGACGGUGUUUAAUAUGAUGCUCUCAAGCCACAGCGUUUUUAAGAAACUCAGCUCCGAGCACUUCAGUCCAGUUUUGAUUUCAGAUCAGUACUUCCCGAACAUUUUCAGAACAAUCGAUGGCACUACAUGGGUCUUAAAUAUUAUGCUGAAUAUCAAUAUUAAUAUUCACUGUUACUUGAAUCGCUUGUUGCAGAGGUGUACGGCGGCGAACACAGUUCUGUAUUUGCUCUUAUCUGAGCUUCUCAUCUGAAGUAUUUCUUAAACUUCAGUUGUAACGAGAGUUCAGGUCUUCAUGCUUGUUUGUAGAGAUAACGGUGCUGAUGGUGAACACGUUAAAUUGCGUAGUGGUGUGCAUUUCUGUUCACGGCGUACGCAAAACACUUUGCAAAAUAACUAAGAAGUGCAUGUUUUGUUUUUAAGCGAAUGCAGUGGCAAGAGUUUGUGUGUGUGUGUGUGUGUGUGUGUGUGUGUGUGUGUGUGUGUGGUUUUUUUUUUUUUUUCUUCUUCAGUGGAGACUUUUAUCAUAUCAGAUUUUACUGAAACACUGGGACAAACAUCACUCGAUAACUUACCCGAGUCGUACACUAAGUAGUACGAGUUGAUAAACUGUAUAUGGAAUGUAUUCCAGUUAUUAAAAACUCAGUAAGUACACUUACAGUCAGGUACUGUCCACACACUACAAAGCUUUAAGUUAUUUUACAGUUUUAAUUUUACAAAAAUUUGUUCCACUGUGAGGCCAAAGGAAAUCUGUUUCUCAUUAAACUUUGCGUUUUCAUUUCUUUCUUUCUUUUUUUGCCAGAUUGGGGGAAAUAAUAUGAUCCAAGUAAUGUUUGUGUUAUUAAUGUGAGAUUAAAACGUCAUUACUAAGUAAGAUGUGAUGUGAGUGGGCAAGAAACUGCAUGAUUAAAAAGGUGAAACCAGAAAUAAAGGUUACAUUAAGGCA
Molecule: messenger RNA, 2829 nt
Organism: Neoarius graeffei (lesser salmon catfish)
Lineage: Eukaryota; Metazoa; Chordata; Actinopteri; Siluriformes; Ariidae
Gene: yod1
Product: YOD1 deubiquitinase
Exons: 3
Coding region: 61-954 (297 amino acids)
Biological process (GO): protein deubiquitination; endoplasmic reticulum unfolded protein response
Cellular component (GO): nucleus; cytosol
Molecular function (GO): protein binding; cysteine-type deubiquitinase activity
Source: RefSeq, a predicted model, not a curated record